This is a messenger RNA of Diplodia corticola, 1047 nucleotides long. Its product is annotated as mfs multidrug transporter. Lineage: Eukaryota; Fungi; Ascomycota; Dothideomycetes; Botryosphaeriales; Botryosphaeriaceae. Bases 1 to 1047 code for a protein of 348 amino acids. Gene Ontology annotation, biological process: transmembrane transport. The transcript has 3 exons. The record is from RefSeq and is a predicted model, not a curated record. Gene Ontology annotation, molecular function: transmembrane transporter activity.
AUGCCAACACAGCUGCCCAAGCCGAUUUCCAGCGCGUGGAAAACGCUGCCGAGCAAGGACCAGCUGGCCAUUCUUACUUCUGUCCGGUUUGUUGACUUCUAUCAGCUCACGAGCGUGCAAACAUGCACAUAUUGGCUCCUACAGUCGCUGGACGCGAACCUGCCGUCUAGUACGCUCUCCGUACGGGUUGGCCUUCUACAAGGCCUGUUUACUGCCGGGCAGACAAUAUCAGGCGCUCUAUGGGGACGGUUGGCAGACGCACUCGGGCGGAAGCCGGUGCUACUCGCGGGCUUGAUAGGUAUGGCUCUGAGCUGUGUAGUAGCAGCCUUUGCUACCUCCUUCACCGUCCUCGCGCUAUGCAGGCUAUUCGCGGGCCUCGUCAACGGCACCACCGCCUCCUGCAAAGCAUCCGUGGCCGAUAUCGUCCCGCAAAAGCAGCAGGGCCGUGCCUUCGCAACACUGUUUCUGUCCUUCAAUGUGGCGGCCGUGCUCGGUCCUGUCAUCAGCGCCGCCCUAUUCGACCCCGGCUCUUGGCACGUGAUACCCGGCUGGAUGAGGCGGUAUCCUUUCGCAGCACCAAGCCUUCUCAGUGUCGGGGCGGCCACCGCUAUGCUGGGAGGUGUCGGCCUGUCGCUACAGCUGGCCAUCGUCGUAUCCAUAAUACGCCACAGCCCGGUCAAGGCGUUCGACGCCACGCAACCGCUGUUCGUGCUAACGUACGCACUCGCGCCGUACCUGGCGCUGGUGCCAGCCGCGUCGUGGGCGCUGUGGCCUUGCAUCUUUGUCGGCACGGCGCUCCAUGCCGUGACGCGUACGUACGGGCUGCUGGCAACGACCAUGCUGCUCGACGCUGCCGUCCCCUGCCAGACGCUGCGUGCGACCGCCCACGGCAUCGCCGCCGUCGUAUCCGGUCUCUGUCGAACUCACGGGGCGGUGGUGGGAGGCAUUUUGCACAGCUGGGGCCAGGCUAACAAUGCCGCCGGUCUGGCUUGGUGGGGUUGUUCCUUGCUGAGUACCAUCGGCUGGGCGCUAAGCCUCUGUGUUUGA